AUGCAGGGUUACUUCCAGUACAUUAUGGGAGGCGGGUCGAUUCUCCUAGUGUUCUGCCUAUUCAUGGUAUCCUUGUGCAAAGAGUUUUGGCAGACCAUCCUUGCCCAAGGUCAGUGCUUCAUCAUGAGCAAAGUCUACCUCAGCCAGCUGACAUGAUUUGAUCCUUCGAAACAGGCUUCGGCAUGGGGAUUGCGAUGGGCUUUAUGUUUCUGCCCUCGAUCUCGGUCCUGUCCCAAAACUGGAAGCGUAGACGUGCCUUCGCUAUGGGAUUCGCCGUGACGGGCUCAAGCAUUGGAGGUAUGUCACGCCGCUUCUACGACUAAGGAAAGAUUUUUUCUCUUGAGACGUGUCGCUGAUGACCACGGUGACGUAGGUGUGAUCUUCCCCAUCAUGAUCAACAGUCUUCUCGCGAAGAAGGCGUUUGGCGAGGCCAUCCGAGACACCGCCUACUUGGUCUUGGGUUGCUCUGUCGCCAUCAAUUUGCUGAUGCGUGCCAGUCCGCCACCGCCCAAGCCCCCAGGUGCGGCCAAAGUCGAACCCCUCAAGUUCUUCCGAGAACCACGCUUCACACUCGCCGCAACAGGAGCUUUCUUUGUCGCAAUGGGCCUAUUUGUCCCACUCUUUUACAUCCAGGUGAGUAAACAGUUGAAAGAAGCACAAGCGAAGAGCGUGUGCGCACAACGCACGGAGGAGUCCUUGACCGCUCGUCGCGCCUGUCAACUUGGUCCAUGCCCUGAGAUACGCCAGUUUGGCUCAUCCUAACGCAUGUCCAUAUCCUGUCUAAUAGUACUUCUUGACUAUCAAGGGUGUCGACCCUACCAUCACGACAUAUUCGCUCGCGAUUCUCAACGCCGCUUCCGUUUUCGGACGAACGAUCCCGAACGCGAUCGCCGACCGCGUCGGCCCUUUCAACGUGUUGCUGCCGACGGUGACGUUGAGUGGGGCUUGCGUUUUCAUCAUGUUUGCCGCGAGCUCUUCGGCGGGUGCGAUCGUGUUCGCAUUGCUCUAUGGAUUCUUGAGCGGAGCCUACGUCAGUCUCGUAGGGCCUGCUUUUGCCUCGACGUGAGUCGUUUGGGUGACGAGUGCAUAAUUCGCAGCGCUGCGUCACGGGCCCGAUGGUGUGGGAAAAGUUUGCUCAUUGUGUUUUGCGUUGUCCCUCACGCAGUGCAACGCAUCCCUCGGAGAUAGGGUGAGCCCGAACCGGAGUGUAGAACACCACAGAUCGAGAUAAUCGCUGACCGGCUGCUGCGUGUAGAGUUCGAAUGGGCUUGCCUUUCGUCUUCAUCGGCGCUGCUGCCCUCAUCGUGAGUCUCCGCAGCCUGGCUCGAUAGACGUGUCUGAUGCUAGCCUCGGCUCACGAUCUCAAUUCAAUCUCUUCUUUGCAGGGUUCUCCAAUCGCCGGUCAAUUAGUAAUUCGGACACCCACGACCUUUACCGCGCCUGUUGUCUUCGCCGGUGAGUCCGGAGGCGGUACUCGAUCGGCUGUGCUUUCGAGUUCGCGAUCGGUAGUACUGAUCCCGCUGUGUGUGCUUGAUCCACGUGUCUAUAGGCUGCUCCAUGCUCUUCGGGGCCAGUGUUUUGUUCUUUGCCCGGCGGGCCCAAGCCAAGGCCAAGGGUUCACGGAGGAUUUAA
This is a messenger RNA of Microbotryum saponariae, 1632 nucleotides long. NCBI's taxonomy places the organism in Eukaryota, Fungi, Basidiomycota, Microbotryomycetes, Microbotryales, Microbotryaceae. The record is from the annotation of a GenBank genome assembly.